Molecule: messenger RNA, 1782 nt
Organism: Lagopus leucura (white-tailed ptarmigan)
Lineage: Eukaryota; Metazoa; Chordata; Aves; Galliformes; Phasianidae
Product: 1-phosphatidylinositol phosphodiesterase-like
Exons: 1
Coding region: 543-1571 (342 amino acids)
Biological process (GO): lipid metabolic process
Molecular function (GO): phosphoric diester hydrolase activity
Source: RefSeq, a predicted model, not a curated record
GAGAGCUCUCACAGAGUGUCACAGGAGGCCAUCCUGCUCUGUGUCCCCAGAGAAAUAUCACAGCAGGGGUACUCGCCUUUCGAGCAUCAAAGCCCUCAGGGCAGCACAGUGUGAGGCAGCUGUGUCCCAAGGGUAGGCAGUGAGUCACCCCCAGGUUCUGCCUCCAGCUCAUGGGGCUCACAGCUCAGCAGUGAUGGCAGCCCCAACCAGCUGUGCCUUUCCGGGUGCAGGCAGCUUCCCAGGACUGUGGGGCACCCGGUCCCGUUUAUCCUGAUUCCUGAGGAGGGAGGUGUGCAGCCUGACCGGCUGCAUUCAGGAUCAGCCCAGCAAUUUUCCAUCCUGCUGAGCUCUCCUUGGCUAGGAGUGAGCCUGGAUCCCUGCAGCACGUGCCACAUGAGGGACAUGACGUGUAUCACAAGCAUCACCCAGAUAAUGUUCAGCAUCCCUCUCAGCCUGCCAGUCACUGCCUACACCCCAUCCAACAGGCUGCACCCCACCACCACAGGCUGGCCCAGUGCUGGGGUGCCCGUGUUCACUGCAGCAUGGAUGCACGGUGCCAGCGCAAUGCAGCAUUCGACAACACGGCCCAGCCUGCUGCCUGCUGCCCCGACUGGAUGGCAGCGCUGCCUGACGCCUUGCCGCUCUCCCGCCUCUCCAUCCCCGGCACACACGACUCCCUCAGCCUGUUUGGUGGCCGGCGCCUGCGCUGCCAGAGCUGGAGCCUGGAGGCCCAGCUGGCGGCUGGCGUGCGCUUCCUGGACGUGCGCUGCAAGCUGGAACGGGGUGAGCUGCGCGUCUACCAUCUGUGUGCCUUCCAGCGGGUCAGCCUGCGGGGCGUCCUGCGUCGCACCCUGCGCUUCCUCCGCGCCCACCCUGGCGAGGCUGUGUUGAUGCGCAUCAAGGAGGAGCUCCCCUUCUUCCCGCGGACCCGCUUUGCUGCCCGGCUCCAGCGAUGCUUGCUGGAGGAGAGCAGAGGUCGGCUGUGGUGCCGGGAGGAGGUGCCCACGCUGGGCCAGGUGAGAGGCAAGAUCGUGGUGCUGGAGGCACUGGAGCGGGCGGUGCUGGGCAUCCCCUACGAGCGGCUGAGCAUCAGCGAUGCGUGGAACGUGCUCUCACUGGAGAGGAAAUGGGCACGAGCACAGCGGCACCUGGACGCAGCAGCCAGUGGGAACCCUGCCACCAUGCACCUCACCUUCUGCUCCGGCAAUGGGCUCUUCACUUGCCCCGAGGACGUGGCCCGCUUCGUCAACCCUCAGUGCUAUCAGCACCUGCAGCGCUGCUCGGGGCAGCCGGUGUGCUGGGGAGUGGUCAUUUUGGACUUCCCUGGAGCAGGCCUGCUCCAGCUUAUCAUUGAGAGCAACGUCCCAGGGACAAAUGGAGGUGUGCCAGGUGCCCCCAGCACCCCACAGACACCCCAGCGGCAGCGGGGACGAACGCUGCGGGUGGCACCGCUGGGGCCGGUGUCUCCCAUGCUGAGGGCAGCCUCACAUGUCAGCCGACAGACAUCAGUGCAGAAGGAUGCCCGGAGAUCCCACACAGCGCUGAGACACCUCUAUGUGACAUCUGUGUGACAGCGGCGGGGCUGGCAGUCAGAGGUUAGUGGCCUGAGCUGCCGCUGUGCAUGGCAUCCCUCCAGGAGCCAGGUAUGGUGUUGGUGAGGUGGGGGCGAGCCCCAGCAUGGGUCUAGGCCAGCAAGAUCCCCAGUGGAGUUGGGGAUAGAAUCAAUCAUAGAACCAUUUGAGUUGGAAAGGACUCUUAAAGGCCAUCUGGCCUGCAGUGAAC